This is a messenger RNA of Eriocheir sinensis (Chinese mitten crab), 474 nucleotides long. RefSeq names its product optomotor-blind protein-like. The record is from RefSeq and is a predicted model, not a curated record. The transcript has 3 exons. NCBI's taxonomy places the organism in Eukaryota, Metazoa, Arthropoda, Malacostraca, Decapoda, Varunidae. Bases 1 to 474 code for a protein of 157 amino acids.
AUGCUGAGCGGGGAGCAGGCCAGGCUGAACACAGUGGCCAGUGGGACGACUCCUGCGGUCGGGCGCGAGCCACUGGCACUCAGCUUCCAGCCCGGCACCCUGGAUAACCCCGCCCUGGCACGAUGCUGGAACACGCCCACGCUGCCGCCCUCACGCCACACCCACACCGAGGACGAGCCAGGACUGCCCCCACGACCGCCGCUCCGCCAGGCCGCGUCUGUCGUCACCGCCACCAACAACAAACACAAACUCCGCCCACCGUCGCCGUCGUGUGCACAAACUCACCUGCACAACCCGGCCCAAGCACACCACACCUGCAACCACCUCUCCACCUCUCCACCUCCUGCUAGCAACCUCCUGACCCCUCCAACGCCUCCGCCUGCUCCACCUGCCACGCUUGUUCACCCCCUGACCUGCCUGCCUGCCUGCCUGCUGACUGACUACCUCUCGUUAUCUGUAAUCUGCAACUUGUGA